GUAGUUCCCCUUGCAGGAAGUGCCAUUUCAUCUACAAACCGAAAAUUUGUUUUGGAUGUUCACUUUGUAUUAGUAUUAGGCUUGUUUUCAAAGUAUUUGAAAUUGAACACACUAAUUACAUUCCCUUUUAAAAAUAUAUUUAGAAAUUACUUAAUGGUGAGUUUAGAAAUUUAUGGUUCUAUUUUCUCAAUAUUAUUAACCGACGAAAAUGAUGUGCCACAUUCACAUAGUUGAAGUUGUAAACUUAAUUGUAGGAAAGGAAGUAGAAGCAGAUGCCAAAUCAUACACUAAUUGAUUAUUUUUAUUAGUAAUUACUAAUUUUAGGCCUAGUUAUUCAAAUAUAUAUACUAAGCAGUCAGGUACUCGUUACUAGUGCUGCUGUACAAAAUGAAACAUGUAGAAAAAGGUAGGGGAAACCUGAAAUAAAAAAAAAAAAGAAGCAACAAAACAAGGAAUGGUCAGCAAGAGAAGCCUUCAAAUCAGCAAACUGUUCAAUAGGUACCUCACUAAACUGCGUGCGCCGGGCGAUUUUUCGGAUGCGAGAAACAGAUCGUUAACCGGUGACCAGUCAGUGCCGGUAGGUCACGGUGUCAUGGAGAUACAGUUUCCUUUAUAUAUAAGGAAGAGACAAUGACCUUAUUGCUGCCAAUUUUGUGCACACGAGGAGGGCGAUCAUUACGAUCUAAUCUUUUUCAUCGGACGUUUAGCGCUUGUAGCAGAUAUCUUUCGUUGGGAAAACACGUAAGUUUGCUAGCACUAUAUUUCGGAAACCAUUAUAUUUUUCCAAUUAAUUCUUUUUCUUUUGUAUGUAAGAACAACUUAACUAAUUUAAAAAAAUCAACAAUAUGAAAUUUAGAUAGGACUUAAAUUGUCUAGACACAGUAGAAUUUGAGCAUAAUUAGUAACCAGUUAUAGAUUACGCAAAGUGAAUCAGAAGACACAGCCAUUCUCUGUUAUUCUUCUUAUUAUUCAACAAGAUGUAUUUUUUAUCUUUAUAAAUCCAUUGUUUUUAAAAGCGAUCCAAUUUAAUUUGUUUUAAUUUCAAGACUGUAAAUAAAUUGAUACCCGGUACAAAUUUUAUGGUUUUUUUUUAAAAUUAAAAUUAUAAAUUAAUUUUCAUGGUCAUGAUUACUUUACUUACUAAGAUAACUAUGUCAAUGCUAAAUCAUUUUGAUUUAUCUAAAUCUUUAUUUUAAUUGUAAUUAUCAACCUCUACAAAUGGAAAUUAUUUUGUUUUUGGGAAUAGAUAAAAAAUGAUACAUAAUUUAUCGUAAACUUGUUUUAUAUAAUUAAUUAAUUUUAAGCCCAACAGUAGCAGCUGCUGAACAUCAUCAACAAUUUUUUUUACUUUAAUUAUUUCAUAAUUUUAUUAACCUUUGUCUUCUAAAUAACCUGUCUCUGUUUUGUCUUUUUGUAUUAUACCAUAUUUUUACAACAACAAAAUGUAAUUUUCUUUAUUGCCUUAAACUUUAAGUUAGCUUAACGCUAAUACUAAUUUAUAAGUCAGCUAUAUUGACUCUUCAGGCUUUGUCUCCUUACUUUUGGUCAUUGAAUAAAUUUAUUAUUAAUAUCAAAGCAGUGCUUUGCUAAGCUGUUAGUACGUAAAACAUGAUAUAUUUUUUUUGGUCUGUUUCAGUAUCUUCUUUCUUUAAUAUAAAGCCAUGUCACCCCCACUUUUUGGAGGAGCAGUGAAUCUUGAUGGACGUGCUGUAAUAAAGACUCAUCAAGAUUACCAGAAUUAUAUCAGUAAAUUUAUAUCCCAUUAAGGAAUAAUAUUCCCUAAUGGAUAUGUUUUACAAACAUGGCUUACGCUGAACAAAUAUAAUGCCAGAACGUCUCAAAGUAUACAUCAAAUUUUGAAAGACAAAGGCCAUGAUUGUACCCUAAUAGGGAUAAACUCUGCGUUAGUGCGUUUAACCAGAGAUGUACACAUAUUCAAAAAGAACAUUAGCAAAAACUGGGAUCGUAACACUGGAAUUUUAAAUAUGCCAUUUAGGAUACCAGUACCAGUAAUAAAGAAGAAAGCGCCGAUAGUGGAAUCUGUCACUAACAUUGAAAAUAAAGAAACAGCAACGCAACUGAAAAGAGACUGUGACGAAAAUGUGACAAGUGCCCAGUGUUAAGAAAAGCACAUUUGAAGGCAGUAUGUGAUUUGAAAUAAAAAAUCAGAGCCUUAAAAAAUGACUUACGAGAUAUGUCGCAACGCUUUGAUGUAAAAAGAGUCAACCAAAAUUUUAAAAGAAAUGCUGCAGCUAGGGACUAGUUAACACAAGAAAAGUUUACAUUAAGAAAAUUUAAAAUUACAAAAAAAAAGUUAAAUUAUUUUAAAUCUAAAUCAGAUGUCGUCGUCGUCGAGGCCUUUUAGAAAACUGAAAAAAGGACUCAAACUAAAACAGAGUACGGUUUUGUAAAAGAAAAAAUGUUAGGAUUGAAAAAUAUUAUCAAGGAUAAAGAGGAAAGAAUAAAGGAAUAGGACUUAGAAGUUUGUUAUUUAAGAAAUGUUCUAAAAGAAUUGGAGAAGAGGUUCAACACUACCACAAUUGUAACAACUUUAGGGGAUUCUGAGAUGGAGCACAAGAGAAAGUAAUAUAGUGUUCCAAUUUGAAAAUGCAUAUACAUGUGCCUUUUAAACCAAGUUGCUAAAGAGAAGGCUGGACCUAUAAUUGAAUUUGUCAUUAAAGAGCUCUGCCAUUGGACAGUGUCGAGUAUUCCUGGACCGUCUACAGCAUCUCUAAUGGCUUAUGAGAUGGGACUAAUUUCAGAUUUGCAAUUAGGGGAGCAUUUAUUCAAUGCGCAAGAUGGCACUGCAACAAUUUCUUGGGACGGUACGACAAAAGAAAGCUGCCAUGUCAAUGAGUGUCAUAUAUCUGUUGAUGGUCAGCAAUAACACCUCGCAACUACUUUUGCUUUGUACAAGAACAUACAACAGCAAAUAGUGAUGCAAGUUCAGAAAUUGUUUUGCCUCAACACUCACUGACAGGGCAGCAGUAAAUCACUGCAUCAAUCAAGAAUUGUCUGCAUUUUUAAGUACAGAUUUGGUGGAGCUAAACUGCAAUGUGCAUCUCAUUGAAGGUAUAGCUUCCCAAGCUCGAUGAAUCCUGAAGAAAUUGGAUAACGAAUUUAAAGUUAAUAGUGGACUAUUUGGAUCCGAAGGAAGAGCAGCCAAUUUACUCUACUCUAUUUCCAAGCUCAGGUGGGUGUUGAACAGUUUGUUUUCUUUAUAAUUUAUAUAUACAUUAUAUCAAUCACGCAUAAACACAUAACCACAUCUUGACAGAUAUUUUUUUUUUUUAAAUUUGUUUAAAAAUGUAUGCCUAUUAAUUUUCAAUAGGUACAAGAUGAAAUCCGGAGAUCCGGGAGGUGACAGAGAUUUUUUAAACUAUAAAAACCUAGCCUCUGGAGUUAUAACAAGAUAUGUGGGGAAUAGAAUGCAUGUGCUGUUUCAUCUAACGGGAACCAUGUACCAUUUGAGAGACAUUUUAAAAGAAUUUCUGUCAAAAUACAAAGGAGAUGCUAAGAUGUCAAGCGCCAUCCUGAAAGAUUUGGAGAAUCCACAUAUCAUUAUUCAACUCAGAAUACUAGGUAAGUGUAAAUAUUUUUCAUUUAUUUUUUAACAGCUUGUUUUUUUUUUAAAAGGUUUGGAAACUUUUUAAAGAUUCAUACCGGUAAUGUAAUUUUUUGUAUUAAUUUCUUUGCUCAGGUUUGUUUGGAAAAGUGCUGUCAGGACCAUUGAUCACUCUAUUUUACCAGAACAAAGCUGGAAGAGCUCAUCUGGAAAUGGUAAUCUAUUUGUUUGUACCAGCCUCUAGUGGUUAGUCAUACACUGAAUUAGUACCAAUAUUUGCUAAUCCUGUGUUUCUAUACAUUUUAAAUAAAUGUGUUGUUUUUUUAUGGGGACCGUUCAUGAAGGUGUCUCUGGAGCAGUUGUCAAAAUUGAAGCUACAACCAGACCUUUUGAUAUCAACGGGAGAAGACUGCUUCAACAACUGCCUUGGAACAGAUGACCCUGUACUGGCAAGCUUGAAAAAUGGAGGGACAGAUGAAUUGUUUAACAAGAUAACAAGAGCUCUUGCUGAGGGAUGUGUGGUUGUCCUUACAGGAGCUCUAUCUUCUGUAACACCUGAGCUUCUUGCAAAAACCUCAUCUGCUCCUCUUCACAACAUGCAUAGUGAAAGAGUAUUGGGCAUGUUGGAUCACAAGCUUCGUCGUUCCCCCAAUGCAAAAAUGGGAUUUAGAGAUGGGAAAAUUAAGUUCAGUGUCAAACAAAACAAUGGCUUGGCUCCUUGACUAUAGCCCAACAGAAGAAAAAGCACUGAUUAAAUUUGCAAUACGUCACUCUUGUUCCAGUAAGGACCAUUGUGAGACUUGGGAAAAGUCAGUCUGUUUUAACUAAUCUCAUAGAAGCGGGGCAAAGAAAAGAUAGAUCUAACAGGAAAAAGGUUGAAAAGGAUGUUAAGCAAUUUUUACAUAAUCCAGAUUUAGGCACAGCUUUAAUGGGGAUUUUAGCAGAGGACCAUCAACACAUAUUUGAGGCAUUGAGCAGAGGAGAUCAUAAUUUAGUUGGAUGUAGAUUUGAACAUAUAUGAGAUGUUGGAGGAGUUGACAAAGUAUUUAUAGGUGUAAUUAGGGGAUUUAGCAAGGGAUCUAAGCCAUCAAUUUCAAUUCAGUACGAGGAUGAAGACAAGGAUGAGACCAGUCUACAUAACUGAAUUGCUGACAGACAUGCUAUUGAGGGACGUACGAUUUCUGCAGACAAGGUGAAACCAGUGGUAUUAAAGUAUAACGUUGAGCAGCCGCUGUGGGAAGUGUAAGUAACUGUCUACAGUAUAAAUAAUUUUAAAACAAGUGAUCUCUUUAUACAUAUAUUCAAAAUUUUCAUAGAAUUUGUAAACCUUGUAUCAAACAUUUAGAGCCAUAAAACUUACAUUUUUCAGAAAUGACGACACUGGAGGACUACCUUAAUCACCCUUAAGGACUACUGGAUAGACAGGAUCAAUAAAAUCACCACUGCCUUUAUUAAAUGCGGUAAUUUAAAACUGUGUCACUAGAAUACAUAAUCUUUAAAUUUAAAUUAAAUAGUAUUAAAAUUAAAUAAUUAAAUAAAUAUGAAACAUACUUUUUUUUAAUUAUGUUAAAAUGCAUAUUUUGUAAUUUAAUUAAUGAAUUUCUAUCUCUAUUUCAGUUUUUGGACUACAAGACCAACAUUGAAUUGCAGGGAGUUUGUGGAACAUAAUACCUCUCCUGCUUAGAGGUGCUGACUGCGUGCUGUGCCAAGUAUUGCUUCAGUAAAACUUUAGUUGAUAUUUCUUGGAAUACGGCCUCUACUGCCAAAAUUGUGACUGCUUGAACAAUUUCACUUAAAUUGUUGUACUGGUCUUUCCUGUUUUAACUAAGGCCUAUCAGGUUUGACGUAAUGUCCAACUGGACAAUCCACCAUAAUAUGGACCACCACAGCAUAAUCUUUAACAGCUAUGGAUAUUUUUCACCAUCAACUGCAUUUAUUUGGCAUUUUAUACAUACAGGACUCAAUUUAUCAUCAUGAUGGGUGGCAUCAACAACAUUGACACAAAAGUAAACAAUGUCUGGAAAACCAUUCAUCUUUGUUAUAAACUGAAUCAUUACCAUUACCAAUGGCAUCCACAACUGUUGCAAAUUUGAUCAAGAUUUGGCCCAUGGACGUGGCAAACACAUUCUUUUUUACCAUCUUUCAAUGAAAGAAAAUGUAUCACUUUUAUUCAGUCAUUCAAUGAGCUACAAAAGUAAAUAAUAUAAAAGUAUAAUAUAGUGUUAAGUGAUCAUCAUUUGUAAUGUAGAUUUCUUGUAGCACAGAAACUUUGAUUAUUAAUUUCAUGAAUUGGAUCAUCAUAUCGGUAUUUAUCAUUUAUUUGUAAUCAACAUUUUUUUAAUGCAACUUAUCCAUUAUUAUAUAAAUCUAUUCUUUGGAAUUAUUCACUAUGUGAUAGUAUGCCUUAAUUUCAUUAAUUCAAUAAGUUGGAUUGGUAAUAUUUAUGCAUUUUGUAUUUUUAAUUCACAAAAAGACUAAUUUUUAAAAUUAAAUUUACUUACUCUCCGUUGCUUGAAUGUCACUGAUUAAAUAAAUUAAUUUCAAUAUUAAUAUGAAAUAGGCUUAUUAAUACAGUACAAUAGCUAAUUAAACUAUGCUGAAAAUUUGAAGGCUUUAACUUUACAGAUGAAAGAGUUAUGGUAUUUUGAGUGUCAAACACAUCUAAUUUUUUAAACAAUAAAUUUACUUACCCUCUGUUGUUCAAAUACCACCUGCUAAUACAUUAGUUAAAAUUGCUUAUUAUUAAAGCCCAAUAACUAAUUAAACUGUGCUGAAAAUUUGAAGGCUUUAACUUUAUAGGUAAAAAAAGUUAUGGAAUUUUUAGUAUUGAGAAUAGGGGCUACAUUUUUAUUGAAAUUUAAGUACUCUCUGUUGUUCAAAUCCCAUGCAUUAAUAUAUUAAUUGUAAUAUAUAACUAAUAAUAAGUCAUUAUUAAAGCCCAAUACUUAAUUGAAAUGUGCUGCAAAUUUCAGAGCUUUAACUUUACUGACUAAAAAUUUAUCUCGUUUUGAGUGACCAAGAUGUCUAUUUUCGGUCACAGAAUUUUGUAAAUUAUUUACUAAGGCUAUAUAAGGAAAAAUUAUGACACUACAAAAGUGAUAAUUUUUUUUCUAAUUAAGAUAGAAAAAUAAAUUUGGUAUCAAUGGAAAGGAAAUACUGAGACCUUUCUAAUGAUAUAAGUUUCAUUAAUAUAUAACAACUUUGAAUUUUUUAGUGAAGUACCUGUGUUCAAACAAAAAGUAACAAAUUUAAAAGUAAAAAUGAAAACUUAUCUGAAAUAUAGUAUUCCAGAGAACAGCAAAAGGAAGGUACAUAAUUUAAAAAGAAAAAAGGUUCAAGUAGUCUACGCCUACAUUAACCAGUAUGAAUUCUGUUACUGGGUUAGUUUUUGACUUGGCAGGGCCUAUGGUGGGGCGAUGCCAUUCAUUUGAUGUCACACAAAGUUAGCAGAUUUUUUCCCACCCUCCCCUAUAAUAACUAAAAAUUAGACACCCGUCUCAAAUGUCAGGAGCCCCUGCACCCCCUCCUAAAAAUAGCAUUCUUGUCAGUCUUGUCCAUUAUUGUCCUGUUCAAAAUAAUUCAUAUCCCAUGGAUAUCAAAUAACUGCACCUGUGUCAGAAAUAUUUUCCUUGAACAGUUGUUCAUAACCAGGGGUGAAAGCUUCCCCUUGGGUGCUAAAGACCCAGAAAAUUGUAUUUGCUGCCUUUGCUGGUUGUUGCUGCCUCUGUUAUUAUGCUUUUUGAUUAGCAGCAGUACAUGUUUUUGUGGUGAAUUUUGUUGGCACAUUAAUUUUAUUGUUUAAUUUAAUUCUUGUUCCGAAAGUCAAUUGAAGAAUUAAAACGAGAGUAACUAAAUUAUUUAACUAUUUUACUUUGUUUUAUUUUAUUUCAAUUUAAUUUAGAGGGGGGGGGGACGGGGACGGUUGCAGGAAAUGAUUGAAAAUGAGAGGGAUGUAGUUAAGAAUCCCUCCCUUCCCUAGAACUUUUAUUAAGAUUACAAACCCCCCCCAACCCCCCCCCCCCACCAUUUAAAAAAAAAUCUCACUUUUUGUGUUAGCUCUAAUUCUAUUGCACCUGUUCAUCAUAUCAACAAAAAUUCACACAACUGUCGAUGUCACUAGACCCUGAUUCUCCACCUUCCCGGUGUCCUGUAACUUCAGAAGAGCCUUUUUUUCUAAACUCGCAUACCUGUACCGAUUCUCUUAAUAAUCGUAAUUUUUAAAAAAUUAAAAAAAUUGUUAUACUUGUAUAAAAGAAUAAUGUUUAAAAUAUCUUUAAUUAGUGUUAUCCAGUGCAAAUUUAUUUGUGAUAAUGUUCCACUUUAUUUGUGUUACAUCACAUUGCUUUAAACCUCAUCCUACCCCUUGUCACAUUUCAUCACAAAAAUGGGACCACAAGCCACGUGGCAUCAAUUAUGGAUGGCCACUAUGAUCUAGGCCAAUCAUAAAUGUUCAUAGUAAUUAGUAAAGAAUUUAGUGCUGCUUUAAGUAGACUAGUUGUAGUUGUAUAAUUGAUUUUAGAACUUGUAAAUUAGUACUAUACUAUUUAUUACUGAUGUCGUGAGCAUUUUAUGACACUAAUGAAGAGUGUGUUUUUAUUAAAGGGUCAUCCAUAAAUAAUGUUGCACAGUUUUAGCAGGUUUUUGUGUGCCCAACACCCAUCAUCACAUCUUGUCAUAGAAUUGAAGCACUCCUAGCACAAGCACAUGUCAUCACAUAUUUUCACAGAAUCGAAGCACGCAUAGUAACAGCAAACAUCACAUAUUCAUAACGUUUUAAAGAAAAGCUUUGGGUAGGUCUAAAGGCAAAUGUAGCCUAAAACUUAAACUGUUGGAAGUUCCUAUUUUGACUUUGUCUGGACAAACAUUUUCAGCCACUAAAUUAUGUUUAAUUUGUAGACACAGAGAAUUUAAAUGGAUUGAUGAAAUUUUCCUUUGUUUUUUUUAUCUCUAGCGAUGGCAAAUCUGCGCCAAAUUGGAAACGACACAGAGUUUGUCACAGAAUUGAACAAUGCAGGAAUUAAACUUGUUGUUGCUGAUUAUUUUGCCACUUGGUAAGAUGCUUUGAUGUGGAGUUAAAUUCCUCAACUCGACAAUCUCUCUUCUUAAAAAUAUUUAGGCCUAUUUUUUACUGAAAUAACCAUUGCAGACAGACAUAAUUGUCAACCCCAUGAAAUCCAUAUGCUAAAAAUUCUUUAAAAAAUUGCUAUUUAAUUUUAUAUUUCAGUGUUUUUUAUUUAUGCAAAAAAUAAAAGUUUUUUUUCUUAAUUAUGUAGGAAUUUGUUUUCAAUAAUUUUAACAGGCAUUUGUGCCUAUCAUUUUAGUAAAAUAGCUUUUGGUGUCACCUAUCCAUUUUUCUAUAGUCUGAUUUUUACGUUUUGAAAAUAACCUUUCUCAACCAUCUUUGCUGUGGCCGUAUCUCCUAAUGUGUACAAACGCUUUUAUACAUUAUUCUAUAGAAACUAUUCUGGCAAGGUUAAUUUACUGGAAAGAUUUAAGUUAUUUUUGCCCAAGUAGACAAUUUUUAAUUCCACGCAAAUAUGGCUGCUGUUUCCCAAAUUUGACUCGUCAUUUACCGGCCGUCUCUCAAAUUUUACUCAUGAUUUACCUGCUGUCUCCGAAAUUUGACUCCUGAUUUACCUGCCGUCUCCCAAAUUUGACUCCUGAUUAACCUGCUGUCUCCCAAAUAUGACUCCUGAUUAACCUAUCCAUGAAAAUUCCAUUUCACCCAGCUAUUUAUCCACAUUUGUGGGAUUAUCCCUUUUAACUUUGCUUGAGAUGCAGUCAACAUGACCAUCAGCUCACCGGGCCAACAGUUACGAUAUUUGAUAUAAUCAAAAUAAAUGAUUGAGUUUGAUCUAUGACAAAUUGAUAAGAUGUUAGAAAACUUGAACUCAUGAACACAGGUUUGGUUAGAUGAAGAGUUGAUAACGCAACAAUGUAAUGUUCUCAAGAAACAUUCGACCUAACACUAGUUUUCAUAUUUAAAAGGGUUUAUUCAAAUUUCAUCAUCAUUCAGAUCCAGCUAUAUGGGCAUCUGCCCUUUGUUUCCAAAAUUUUCUUAUGUAAUUUACUAUGGACCAGGCCUGCACAAACUCAAAAUGUAAGUUAUGAAAAACUUGUGCGUGCCAAAAGAAAAUAGGACAAGGGGAAAGCUGUUAAGGAAAUAAUAAUAAUAAAAAAUAUUACGUUUCCUUGCGGGUCGCAAAGUUGGUGCUAGCGGGCCGCAUGCUGCCCAUAUGUUGUGCAGGCCUGCUAUAGAUGAUCUACAAGUUCUACAAGUUAACAUUUUUCCAGUAUCAUUUUACACUAACUGUCUCUGCACUGCUUUCAUUUAAUACUACUACGACUAAAGCUUGAAUGUGUUGAAUAACUUAUGUCGUUUUAUGCUUCUGAAGGUGUGGUCCAUGCCGGGAUAUAGCCCCAGCAUUUGAAGACAUGAGCAACCGCUACCCCAAGGCCGUCUUCCUUAAGAUUGAUGUGGACCAGUGCCAGGUUUGCCUAUUUUAUCACUUGUACUUUAGAAAUAUAUAUAAAAAGCUGUAUUACUUGAUGGUCAAAUUGAAUGAUUUCUGUUGAUGAUUGCCAACACUGUAACAGGAAAGUCACAAAGAAUUGUCUUCCUUGACUGGUUUAUCCAGCUAAAGACAAUGACAAAUUACAUCUAGGGCAAAGGGUAUAACUAAAUUCAACCAGAAAGACGUUCUCAAAAAAUUGCCUUCAAAUCUUCCAAACUUUCAUUAUUUCCAGGGGUCAUUUUAUUAAAAUAAUUCAAGAUUUGUAAGGCGCUUUUUUAAUUCAUUUAAAAAUACAUCUAUUUUUUAAUAAGUCUAAGAUUUCUUUCAGGACACUGCACAACAUGAGAUAUGUAUUUAGUAAUAAUUCUAAGAUUUCUUUCAGGAUACUGCACAACGUGAGGGUGUUAUGGCCAUGCCCACUUUUAUAUUUUACCGCAACAAGGUGAAGGUUGACCUGAUGCGUGGUGCCGACGCUUCCGCCUUGGAGGAAAAAAUAAAAAAAUGGUACUCAGAAGAUGAAGGAGAGGAAGGUGAUAGUCCGGUCAAAGGUCAUGUGAGUACAUAUGAUUUCUUAUUACCUAACUAACAUGCUAGAAAGGACAUACCAGGUGCCCAUUCAUGAAGAUAUCAUAAAGAAAAGGUGGAGGUGGAUAGGGGAUACGCUCCAAAAACCCCCAGAUGGCACCACCUAACAUGGAACCCACAGGGACAAAGAAAGAGAGGAAGCUUAGAUGGGUAGAAAGGCAUAAGAAGUAAGAAGAAGAAGAACUAACAUGCAUAUUUUGGUUAAAUUCUGGCUAGCUCAGUGGCAACCUGCGCCAUCUGUUGGGCAGUGCCAUAUAACAUUGUCUGAACAUAAGACUCUUCCGUCACCUUGGCCUCCCCCGCAACAUCCAGUGCAAGGUCCACCCAAUUGUGGUGCUAAGGUGUUUUCCGGCGCCACCACAGUUAAGCCGUAAUUUUUCAAGGUUUUGAGGGAGGUGAACCGUAGCACCUCGCCUAUUGCCCCCAGCAGUGCCAGGGCCUUCAGCCGGCCUGAACCCAAAGGGAGGAGGGGGUUCGAAAGGCCCUCGUUUGGAUUUCAUUCAUUUGUACCAGCCUUGUUAAGAAUCAACUAGACAUUAUUUUCUUUACCAUCUCCCGGAGAGAGACACCCAGCUGCGUCCAGUUACUGGUCUGUGAGCGGCAACAUUGAGGCCAGGGUCUCUUGUUGCUGGGCGGAAUACCACUUAUUAGAAAGUUUUCAUAUAUAUCUGCAACAUAUAAUAUAACUAAAUAUAUUUUAUAAAAAAACUUAACUUUACAGAAAGGAUUUUCAAGUUAAUGUUAAUACAAAGAUUGAGAUAAAUUUAAACUUUUUAUUUUUGUUUAAAAAGAAGUGCAAGAAAACCAUUAUAAAGCUGCAUUCAGGUUGAAGCAAUAAGAAAUAUACAAAGGUUAGAGGAAAAUCUGAAGGACACUAAUGGGAAGUGAACAUUUCGGUAAUAAGUGUAGUCUACAGGAAAUGGCAGACAUAUUGAACUACAGAAGUGACCCAUCAAAUCAAAGUGAACAUUUCAGUAAUAAGUGUAGUCUACAGGAAAUGGCAGACAUAUUGAACUACAGAAGUGACCCAUCAAAUCAAAGUGAACAUUUCAGUAAUAAGUGUAGUCUACAGGAAAUGACAGACAUAUUGAACUACAGAAGUGACCCAUCAAAUCAAAGUGAACAUUUCAGUAAUAAGUGUAGUCUACAGGAAAUGGUAGACAUAUUGAACUACAGAAGUGACCCAUCAAAUCAAAGAAUUUAAAUAUGAGAUUAACAAGAAACGUAAAAUAUUAGAAAUAGAUAAAUUAAAUAAGAUGGAAUAUAAGAUUACUAUAGAACAGCAACGACUGUGUAUGUAAGUGUAGCAAGGAUGUUGGAUGUGCGGCAAAUAUCAUGGAAAGAACUCAGAAGCCAAAAAUAGGCUCUUGUUUCAACUACAGAUAUUUAGAACUCAAGGCAAACACAAUGACAGGGUGAGAGAGGGGUGAGAGAGAGAGAAACUAAUCAGAAUAUUAAGUUUUUAAUUUUGUGUGGUUCAGAAAAUUGAUGGUCAAAAGAGAAAGAUUGGAAAAGACUUUAAAAACUCUGUGAAUUGUUGACUGAAUAGUUUUGUCACAGAUCAAAUAUUUAGAUAUUAAUUUUGUUUCAGAAGAAUGUAUUGUUUUGUUAAGUAGAAAGAACGGGAAGUUAAGCAGUUAUAUGAUGUACAAUGAAGGACCCGGAUGAAUGGCGGUUUGAAUAUAUUUCUUGAUUAGCACUUGCUAUGAUGACUUUUGUAUUAAACAGCAUCUUAAUGUUGAUUCAACAAAUGGGAAGUGGAGGAAGUUAGACAAUUAUAUUUGCUCUAGUUUACAGAGGUGUUAUUUCCAGUGGUAUACACUUUUCAGUUAAUAAAUGUUGUGAUGCUAAUAAGUCAUGGAGUUCUGGCCAUCGUGCUUUGUUAGGUAAUCGUGGACGUCUGUGAAUGUGAAUAAAUAAUGGAAGUAAUAACUACAAGUAACAUCGUCAUUCCAUACGAUCGUUACAAGUUUACUGAAUAGUUUAAUGAAUUUAUUGCAUAGAAACUUCAGCAUCUUGUGGUUCCAAAUUUUCACAAUAUAGCAAAUAUAAAGGUCAUAAGCUAAGAGUUUUUGUCUCUGUCUUAAACUCUUUUUGCCGUUGAAGCCCUUUUUGGCCGAAAUGGUCAUUGUCUGAAAUGGUCAUUGUCUGAAAUGGUCAUUGUCUGAAAUGGUCAUUGUCUGAAAUGGUCAUUGUCUGAAAUGGUCAUUGUCUGAAAUGGUCAUUGUCUGAAAUGGUCAUUGUCUGAAAUGGUCAUUGUCUGUUAUUUUCUUUCUUCAGGUUUUCCUUUAACCUUUGUAUAUUUCUUAAUUAAAAACAGUCUGGUCUCCCUUGACCGACAGUAGUAUGGUCUCCCUUGACAGACAGUAGUAUGGUCUCCCUUGACAGACACUAGUAUGGUCUCCCUUGACCAACAGUAGUAUGGUCUCCCUUGACCAACAGUAGUAUGGUCUCCCUUGACCGACAGUAGUAUGGUCUCCCUUGACAGACACUAGUAUGGUCUCCCUUGACCGACAGUAGUAUGGUCUCCCUUGACCAACAGUAGUAUCGUCUCCCUUGACCGACACUAGUAUCGUCUCCCUUGACCGACAGUAGUAUGGUCUCCCUUGACCGACAGCAGUAUGGUCUCCCUUGACCGACAGUAUGGUCUCCCUUGACCGACAGUAGUAUGGUCUCCCUUGACCGACAGUAGUAUGGUCUCCCUUGACCGACAGUAGUAUGGUCUCCCUUGACCGACAGUAGUAUGGUCUCCCUUGACCGACAGUAGUAUGGUCUCCCUUGACCGACAGUAGUAUGGUCUCCCUUGACCGACAGUAGUAUGGUCUCCCUUGACCGACAGUAGUAUGUUCUCCUUUGACCGACAGUAGUAUGGUCUCCUUUGACUGACAGUAGUAUGGUCUCCUUUGACAGACAGUAGUAUGGUCUCCUUUGACCGACAGUAGUAUGGUCUCCUUUGACCGACAGCACUCUACACAGCUCUUCCAAAUUUUACAUUUUGCGGACCAGUUUACAAGUGGAGAACUGGACCAGUGGACUAGUGGAGAACUGGACCAGUUUACAAGUGGAGAACUGGACCAGUGGACGAGUCGAGAACUGGACCAGUUUACAAGUGGAGAACUGGACCAGUGCACAAGUUUAAAAAAUGAUCCAGGGACCGGCACAAGAUUUAUUUAUUAUAUUUUCUUUAUUUGACCACAAUUAUUCGUUUUGUGCGAACCAGCAGCAUAAGGCUCAUGAACCGGUGCCAGUCUGUGAACCACCAUUUACGGAAUGCUGCUCUACAGAAUGCCUUAUGCUUCUUUAUUUUGUGCUUUAAUUGCCUUAAUGGCUGGAUCUGUUUCUUUUUUCACCAGAUGGACCUGUCUUCAUUGAUCAAUAAAUCAGCCAGUGAGUGCCUGAACGAAUCGGAUGACCACAAAUUAGAGCACUGCCUUUCCAACAAAAAGGGUUAUCUUGAGUCUGACUGUGAUGAACAAGUGAGUUCUAUUGGAGGUUACAAUAAAAAGGGUUACCUUGAGUCUUACUGUGAUGAACUAGUGAGUUCUAUUUGAGAUUACAAUAAAAAGGGUUAUCUUGAGUCUGACUGUGAUGAACUAGUGAGUUCUAUUUGAGAUUACAAUAAAAAGGGUUAUCGUGAGUCUGACUGUGAUGAACUAGUGAGUUCUAUUUGAGGUUACAAUAAAAAGGGUUAUCUUGAGUCUCACUGUGAUGAAUUAGUGAGUUCUAUUUGAGGUUACAAUAAAAAGGGUCAUCUUGAGUCUGACUGUGAUGAACUAGUGAGUUCUAUUUGAGGUUACAAUAAAAAGGGUUAUCUUGAGUCUGACUGUGAUGAACAAGUGAGUUCUAUUGGAGGUUACAAUAAGCUAAGCAGGCAGAGGCUUGUAACUAGCCAAGCAGGCUAAUGUUUGUAACUAGCCAAGCAGGCCUAUGUAUGUAACUAGCCAAGCAGGCUAAUGUUUGUAACUAGCCAAGCAGGCCUAUGUAUGUAACUAGCCAAGCAGGCCUAUGUAUGUAACUAGCCAAGCAGGCCUAUGUAUGUAACUAGCCAAGCAGGCUAAUGUUUGUAACUAGCCAAGCAUGCCCAGGCUAAUGUUUGUAACUAGCCAAGCAGGCUAAUGUUUGUAACUAGCCAAGCAGGCUAAUGUUUGUAACUAGCCAAGCAGGCUAAUGUUUGUAACUAGCCAAGCUGGCCAAUGUUUGUAUUGAAAUCAGGACUCGUUCAUGUUUUAUUUGCCUCCCUAACAGUUACUAAAAGAAAAUUGAUAAGAAAUAAAAGAAUCGAUCUAAUCUGAUUAUGACAUUAUUUCAUCCUUUUUUAAAAUUAUUGCCUUUGAACCAGAUGUUUCAAUGGAAAUAAACUAAAGCAUGUAAAAAACCAAGCUGGCAAGAGUUAAGUGAAAUUUAAAAAUUAGAUCAUGAUGAGUGAAAAUUAUGUCCUGACUAUUUUUUGAUGGUAAAACUUUGAUGAUAUUUAAUCAUGUAUGGAAAGUUUAGAUGAUAUUUAAUCACGUAUGGAAAGUAUGGAUAAUAUUUAAUCAUGUAUGGAUUAUUAUGAUGCCUACUAUUUAAUUCAUGGAUGGCAGAUAAAAACAUCUAAUGUUUUGUGUGCAGCGAGCGCUCUGCUAUUUAAAUACAAAUUUUUUUUUUUAAUAUCAAAACAACUUACAUAAAUUCAUUUAGUUAGACACACGUACAUUUGAAUUUUCAUGAAAUGUUCUAAAUUAUUAUCCAAAUGACUGGUCGCUUAUACCUUUUAUGUAUUUUCUAGCUCAUAAUAAAUGUAGGCUUUAACCAAGCGGUCAAGCUUCAUUCUCUAAAACUUCAUUGUUCAGGGGGUAAGUGAAACGUCAUCUAUUAUUUUCAUUUCUUUGAUUUAUUCAUUUUGACCAGUGACUUAAUUGGGAAGCAUAAAUGAAAUGAACAAGCUCUAAUUGAAAGAUAAAAAGACCGAUAAUCCCCAUUGCUACUGUUCAGAUGCAAAAAUCUCUAAAUAACACACCAUCCCUUAUUCUCUCAGGUGUGCAGAUUGAGUUUGCUCAAACAGUGCGAAACAUGGGCGUUUGCUACUAAUACGAAAAAUUACAUUAAAAUGCGUUGCAAGGCAAUUUUUCUAGAGCUGCGCAGAAUUAGUUAUAUCAGACCCUUUUUAACGUUCGAUGCAUCAAAGAGGCUGAUGUCCGCAUUCGUGCUAUCAUGCAUGGACUACUGCAAUGCUCUCAUGGUGGGUCUUCUGGCUAUGCUCCUGGAUAAAAUUCAAAAAUCACAGAAUAAUGCUGCUCGCAUUGUUCUGCGCAAACGCAAAUUUGACCAUGCUAAAACACUUCUGAGAGAGCUGUAUUGGCUGCCUGUCCAGGCUCACAUUGAAUACAAAAUUGCAACUCUGUGCUACCACUGCUGGCAUGACCUGGCGCCGUCCUAUCUCAAAGCACUCAUGACGCCUUAUGUACCCACUAGAUCACUCCGUUCAUCCGACAGUGGCAAACUCUGGAUGCAGUGAGUCCGUCUUUAGACCUACGGAAGGCGCACUUUUGCUUUUGCCGGGCCAAAAAUCUGGAACCCCCUUCCUGUGGCUCUCAGAAACAACCAGACACUGCAGUCUUUCAAAACUAAAUUGAAAACACAUCUUUUUCGCACUCACCUGCUGGGGUGAUGUAGUCUACCUCCUUGUUUCCAACUUGCUCAUAUUCCUCGAUGUAGAUAUUGUAUUGUUGCGUUUUGUAUCUUAUUUGUGGAAAAAUAUAAAUUGUCAUAUAUGGUUGACUUUGUACAGCGCUUAAUUAGCUUAAUUAGAGAUGAAGCGUGUUUUUGAAAUGAAAAUUAUUAUUAUUAUUAUAAAUGGACCAAGCAAAAUUAAAUGAUAACACUGAACCAUCAAUGGUGAAGAAUACAAAUAUAAGGGGUCGUUCGUAAAUUAAGCCACACUCAGGGAGAGAGUGGGGAGGGUCGAAAAUUUGUGACAAUUGGGGGGGGGGGGGGGUGAAAAAAAAAUUGUGAUGGCACAAAAAAGUUUGUUUUUUAAAAUCUAAAAUUUUUUACUUUUGAAAAAUCUUUAUUCAAUUAAUUUUAAAAACAUUAAUUUGAUGUCGAAAUUGCCCCAGGUUUUAUAGGUACCAUGAACCUCAGACACACACACCUUCUGCGCAUAUUGAAAAAAUGAUGCAAAAAAACUGUUUUGGCCAUUUUACAUUAGGCUGGGGGAGGACCUCGUUGUUUUGCGUUUUAGGUCACAGUUUUCUAUUGACAGUACAUCUUAAUCCAUUAAGGGAAAUGUCAAAGAAUAAAAUCAAAUCUUAGUUAAGUUAUGAAAAUUGUAUGUAUGUUUUGAAUUUUGUUUUAUAUGUGGCGUGACACCAAAGUAGUGGGGUGUUAAAAGAAUUUAAGACACUUUGUGAGGGGGGGGUGGUGUCUGAAAAAGAUAUUUUUUUGGGUGACAUAAUUUGAGAAAUGACACCUAAGAACAAACUAUACAACAGUGCAUAGGAGAAUGAACUGCUAUCAGUUAAUAGGAGAAUGAACUGCUAUCAGUUAAUAGGAGAAUGAACUGCUAUCAGUUAAUAGGAGAAUGAACUGCCAUCAGUUAAUAGGAGAAUGAACUGCUAUCAGUUAAUAGGAGAAUGAACUGCUAUCAGUUAAUAGGAGAAUGAACUGCUAUCAGUGAAUAGGAGAAUGAACUGCUAUCAGUUAAUAGGAGAAUGAACUGCUAUCAGUUAAUAGGAGAAUGAACUGCUAUCAGUUAAUAGGAGAAUGAACUGCUAUCAGUUAAUAGGAGAAUGAACUGCUAUCAGUUAAUAGGAGAAUGAACUGCUAUCAGUUAAUAGGAGAAUGAACUGCUAUCAGUUAAUAGGAGAAUGAACUGCUAUCAGUUAAUAGGAGAAUGAACUGCUAUCAGUGAAUAGGAGAAUGAACUGCUAUCAGUGAAUAGGAGAAUGAACUGCUAUCAGUGAAUAGGAGAAUGAACUGCUAUCAGUUAAUAGGAGAAUGAACUGCUAUCAGUUAAUAGGAGAAUGAACUGCUAGUGCUUUUUACAGUUUAAUAUUAAGUCUAAAAGUUAAAGGUAUUUUCAAACUCUAUUCUCCUGACUUAAGCAGAAACUCAUACUUAAUGGUGCUGUACUAUUGCAUAGUCAUAUGGUGCCCUACUACUAAAUAGUCAUACUUAGUGAAUAGUCGUACUUAGUGGUGCUAUACUAUUACAUUUAGUCAUACUGUGUGGUGCUAUACUAUUAAAUAGUCAUACAUGACCACACAAUAUAUGUAAAUGCUAUAACCAUUUCAUUAAAAUCAAUAACAAAGCCUACACAUAUAGUAUAUCUAUAUAUAUAAUUCGCCAGAAGAAGUAGGGCAAACAAGAUGCAGGCUAUAAAUAGAUAAGCCAGAGCAAGCAAGACAAGACACAGGCAAAACCUCCCCUCCCUUGCUUGGCCAUCUUUGGUCUCGAGACAUGCGCACUGUGGUGGAGCUACCACCCCCCCUCCUGCACCACCCUCACCCCAACAAGCUCGCGGUGUCUGCUAAGCGGCGGGUCGGCUAUAUUUAUAGAGUUCAUGGGCAUGAAAUAAAAAGUGUGUAGUGCUGUAUCAGGAAAAAGGGGAGUGGGGGAGGGUUGUAGAAAAAUUGGCAUUCUUAAAUGUGCAUAACUUGAGUUCACAUUUUUGUCAAGUAACUUUAGUAGAUGGGAAGUUCACGCAUUGUUGUCUCCAAUGUUUGGCGGCUCCAUCUAGUUGACAAUAUUCCUUUAUAUGCAAUCCUAACAUACUAUUCUAAUAAUUUAGUUGUUGUUUUCAUGUGUCAAUCAUUGUAUACAGUAACAUAGAAAAACAUUGACUGGGUAAAUUUUCAACAACUUUUUAAUCAAUAUAUCUGAAAAUAUGUUCCCCCUGCCUUAUAUUUGUAUGCAAUGAGUGAUGACACUCAAUUUGGGAGAACAGUUGACCCAUGUCCCUUUGUGUAAAAAGAGUUUGUUGAUUCUUGACGUUGAUUCCCCAGACAAUGGCCCUAAGAAUGUCAAGUUGUUUAUCAACCAGCCUCACACGUUGGACUUUGACUCUGCCGAUUCCAUGGAACCUAUGCAGAUGCUGGAGUAAGCUUGGCUAGACUCUAAAAUCGGUUUCAUCAUUGAAAUUUAAACAAAACAACAAAAAGAAAGAAUUAAUUGUAUAGGGUGUCGUUUCUUAUUGUGAGAGAUUCAAAUUUUUAUAAUAAUAAAGUUGAACAAUGAAGAAAUGAUGAAUUCAAACUGAUCAGCAGUAAAAUAAUUGAACUACUAUUAAUUCAAACCACAUGCUUUGUUUUUGCCACUGUGGUGCAUCAAAAUUUUUAUUUUUAACAAACAAAAAAAUUUGGGCCUCAGACAUUGUAUUUUUUUGCUAGGUGUCGCAGAAUGUUGUUUUCCACAGCAAAUAUGCACAUUUAUUCCAAGUUUUUUGUUUAAUUUAAAAUUAAUGUUUCAUGUAAAGCAAACUGGACUAUGCAGAUUCAUAUUUUGUAAACCUACUUUAAAUACUUAAAACAUUUCUUCUGUGUGCAACCGAAGGAUGAAAAGGUAUCAAAGUAUUUCUCAAGAAAUCAUUGUUUUAUCAUUACACACAAGGAAAAAGUUAUUUACCCUCAGGAGUCUUUCAAUUAAUAAGUUACAUGAUUGUAAAAUGUUGUACUCAGUUACAUGAUAGUAAAACAUAGCAACCUUUCACCGUUUUAAAUUGAUAUAAAAAAAGAGAGGUUUCAAAAAAAAAAAAACAGAUUUUGCACCAAUUUUAUUUUCUCAGCCUGACAAACAGGAAUAAAUCAACUGUAUUGAUAUAAACAGGAAUAAAUCAACUGUAUUGAUAUAAACAGGAAUAAAUCAACUGUAUUGAUAUAAACAGGAAUAAAUCAACUGUAUUGAUAUAAACAGGAAUAAAUCAACUGUAUUGAUAUAAACAGGAAUAAAUCAACUGUAUUGAUAUAAAUAGGAAUAAAUCAACUGUAUUGAUAUAAACAGGAAUAAAUCAACUGUAUUGAUAAAACAGGAAUAAUCAACUAUAUUGAUAUAAACGGGAAUAAAUCAACUGUAUUGAUAUAAACAGGAAUAAAUUAACUGUAUUGAUUUAAACAGGAAAAAAUUAACUGUAUUGAUAUAAACAGGAAUAAAUCAAUUGUAUUGAUAUAAACAGGAAUAAAUCAACUGUAUUGAUAUAAACAGGAAUAAAUCAACUGUAUUGAUAUAACAGGAAUAAAUCAACUGUAUUGAUAUAAACAGGAAUAAAUCAACUGUAUUGAUAUAAACAGGAAUAAAUCAACUAUUGAUAUAAACAGGAAUAAAUCAACUGUAUUGAUAUAAGCAGGAAUAAAUCAAUUGUAUUGAUAUAAACAGGAAUAAAUCAACUGUAUUGAUAUAACAGGAAUAAAUCAACUGUAUUGAUAUAAACAGGAAUAAAUCAACUAUUGAUGUAAACAGGAAUAAAUCAAUUGUAUUGAUAUAAACAGGAAUAAAUCAACUGUAUUGAUAUAAACAGGAAUAAAUCAACUGUAUUGAUAUAACAGGAAUAAAUCAACUGUAUUGAUAUAACAGGAAUAAAUCAACUGUAUUGAUAUAAACAGGAAUAAAUCAACUGUAUUGAUAUAAACAGGAAUAAAUCAACUGUAUUGAUAUAAACAGGAAUAAAUCAACUAUUGAUAUAAACAGGAAUAAAUCAACUGUAUUGAUAUAAGCAGGAAUAAAUCAAUUGUAUUGAUAUAAACAGGAAUAAAUCAACUGUAUUGAUAUAACAGGAAUAAAUCAACUGUAUUGAUAUAAACAGGAAUAAAUCAACUAUUGAUGUAAACAGGAAUAAAUCAAUUGUAUUGAUAUAAACAGGAAUAAAUCAACUGUAUUGAUAUAAACAGGAAUAAAUCAACUGUAUUGAUAUAACAGGAAUAAAUCAACUGUAUUGAUAUAACAGGAAUAAAUCAACUGUAUUGAUAUAAACAGGAAUAAAUCAACUGUAUUGAUAUAAACAGGAAUAAAUCAACUAUUGAUAUAAACAGGAAUAAAUCAACUGUAUUGAUAUAAGCAGGAAUAAAUCAAUUGUAUUGAUAUAAACAGGAAUAAAUCAACUAUUGAUAUAAACAGGAAUAAAUCAACUGUAUUGAUAUAAGCAGGAAUAAAUCAAUUGUAUUGAUAUAAGCAGGAAUAAAUCAACUGUAUUGAUAUAAGCAGGAAUAAAUCAACUGUAUUGAUAUAAACAGGAAUAAAUCAACUGUAUUGAUAUAAACAGGAAUAAAUCAACUGUAUUGAUAUAAGCAGGAAUAAAUCAACUGUAUUGAUAUAAACAGGAAUAAAUCAACUGUAUUGAUAUAAACAGGAAUAAAUCAACUGUAUUGAUUUAAACCAUGAUAGCAACAGUUUUAAACAGAAUUUUAGUUUUAGAGAAUCAAAAAGAUUUUAAAAUAGAUUUAUCAGCCAGUAAGUUAGAUAUGUUGAAUGUAGGAGUUUGUUAAUGGUCAUGUCAACUAUAAUCUUUCACUGUUCACUUCCUCACGUUCACAGACUUAAACCAGAGGAUCUAAGAGAAGGAGCAAUCAUCCCUCUUAAAUAUGUCAAGCUUCAGAAUGUGCUCAGUCUUACUGUAAGUGCUGGUAAUAGUUUAUAAUGAAUGUGCUCAGUCUUACUGUAAGAGCUGGUAAUAGCAUUCAAAUAACUGUAAGAAUUUGUCAUAGCAUUCAAAAAUUCAAAUAAAUGUGCUCAGUCUUACUGUAAGACAUUGUAAAAUCAUUGAAACAUUCAAAAAAAUGAUCAGUCAUACUGUAAUUCCUUGAUAAUUUUCCUUGUGUAAGUUUUAAUAUUUUAAAUCAUAAAUAGCAGUUUGUCAUUAAAAAAUGGCUUGUUACCCAAACAGUUAUGUUCUCCACAUUUUCUGCCACACAGAUGUUUGUUAAAGACAAUCAAAGUGGAGAUGACACAACGCGCAUCGAUUACUUGAGUUUCAUAGGAUCUCCAACCAACACCACAAACAUGGCAGAGUUUAGGAGGGUAGGUUUACUCACUUGUUUUUGUUGGACGGGAUGUUUGUCAUCAGUAUCUCAUCAGUAUCUCAUCAGUAUCUCAUUAGAAUCUCAUCAGUAUCUCAUUAGAAUCCUAUCAUUAUGUCAUGGAAUCUCAUCAGGAUCUCAGAGAAACUCAGUAUCUCAUAGAAUCUAAUCAUUAUCUCAUCAGUAUCUCAUAGAAUGUCUUAGAAUCUCAUCCAUCAGUCUCUUAUAGAAUGUCUUAGAAUCUCAUCCAUCAGUAUCUCAAAGAAUGUCUUAGAAUCUCAUCCAUCAGUAUCUCAUAGAACCUCUGAAUACCCACACAAACAUCCAAAUUAACUCAUGAACUACUGACCAAAAACAUCACAAACACUAAGAAGGAUCAGUUACAUUGUCUAGUUUUAAUUAAAUAUUUCACUAAAAGUUUUAUCAUUUAUUAACAUAUUUUAAAAUUAACAUAACAGAGGCAAGUUAAUGCAAUAAUUGCUUAACACUUAAUAUCCACAUGAUGCCAAGCGUCGGUGCCGACAGUCGAUUUUAAGCAUUUUAUCCACAUGUUGUCAAAUGGCACACAUAUAACUUAACAAGAAAAAUUAAAGAAUAAUCUUCCUUGCUUGUUCACUUCAUUCAUAAUGAAUAGAAUCGGACUUUUACAUAAAAAUGGCUUGUUUAAUGUCUGAGUUUUGUCAAUUUUUUUAAUUUUUGUUAAUACCGAUCAAUCGGUAGGAAAGGAGGGACUUGAUGAAUUUGAUAUCAAUUUAGAUGUAAUUAGACCUGAUUGCUCCAUUAAUUAUGCUACUGUAGCAAUACAGAUGUUUGAGCUUAAUGAGGCGAUAUCAAAAUUAUUGAGUUUACCAUCUUUAUGACCUACCAUGAUAAGGGGGGGGGGGAGUAAUGUGGAUAGUAUUUUUUUCCUUCCUCUGACUCUACUCUGUGUGGAUAGACUAAGUUAUUUUAACAAAUUAAGAUUAAAUUUGUUUAAAAAUGAAAGAAUAAUUGGGAUAUUUUCAGUAAAAAGUUGCUGCAUUUUUUUGUGUAAUCACUGUAAUCAAUCGUAUAAGAACAAAAUUGAUCGGCCAUUGUGGUCUCAAUUCAUUCUCAUUGAGCCAACAAGAAUAUUUUUGUUUUAGAGUGUACGUUAAUUGUUUUGUUAAUUCUUGACAGUCUUUUAUUUUUUUAUGUGGAUAUUUUAUUUUUUUACAUUACACUCUAUGUAAAUAGAUGGGUUUUUUACACUAUACCUUUUGUGGAUACAUGGGAGUUCUUAACACUUUACUCUAUGUGGAUAGAUAGGUUUUUUUUCCUCUAUAUCCUAUGUGGAUAGAUUUUGUUCUCUCUAUAACCUACGUAGGUAAAUAUUGUUUUGUCCUCUUUACCCUAAGUGGAUAUAAAAUGUUCAAGCAAGGACAUGUUUAAGUAAUUAAGAAGUUUAAAAUCAAUUUAUCAUAAUUGAUAUUAUAGCUCUGAUAAGAAAAUGUACAUCAAUAUGUCUGAGCAGCUCAGAGGCACUCUGGUAUUUAUUUUGCAAGUUGUCAUGUCCUACUAGCUCUUUACCCCACACACUGUUGUUAUCAUUCUGUACUGUGCAGGCAAUUUAGAGCUCUUCGGGUGCUUUUGAAAAAAGUGAUUUUCCACAUGCAAGUACUAUAGCUAGACCCCCAUAAAGUAGAUAUUUAUUGAAAAUAGGCUGAGUGGGGAAUCAUUAUACUAUUUUGUUAAUGCUAUUUUAUACUCCUUGACCUUGGGGUGGCCAAGAUUUAAAAAAAAAAUAAUGCAAAGUUUUCUUUUCAAGUACCUCAAACUACAGUUUUUAAAGGCAUAUUAUUAUAUUGUUUAUAUAAUAUAAUAGCAUUUGUAUUUAUCUUUCAGAAAAUGUAUUAUUUGUAUAUGUUUUAGUAAUUAAUAGAUUUUAAAAAAAAAUAGCUCCUGAUACCUAUAAUUACAUUCAAGUAAUCAAGCACUACAUAAACAAUAUAAACAUUACUAAACAUCAAGAGACAGCUAAAAUUUAAAAAGCUGCUAUAUAAAUAUUUAAUCCAUAAAAUAAAAUAUAAGAAAACAUAUAGAACAACAUCCAAUUAUUUUUUGUUGGUCCACAAUCAUCUGCAACAUAGUUUUGAACGAGUCCUGUUGUUGCAGCAAUGCGUAUUUGUUCCAGGCUUAGGUCUAGGUCUAAAUCAUCAAGAGUCCGAACUUUCGCUUUCUGGCUUUCUGACCAACUAGAAAAAUAAUUGGAAUUAUCAUUGUCUUCGUGUGUGCUUGGAAAAUCAUCUUCUGAAUCAUUUAAUUCAUGAACUAAAAAGUUAUCAAAACGAUUCCUAACGGAUUUAUUUUGUGAGCCAGAUGGUACGGCUAUGGCCUCAUUCUUUUCAUGAAAAUCUACUUGCACAAACUCAAUUGAUAAAGAUCGUUGUAAAAAUAACUCCAAAGUUUUAAAAAAGGGCACAGCAGAGCAAAAAACGGAAGUUCAUUUAUUAAUAAAAGGAAGUAGUUUUAUGUAGUGUAAAAUAUUCGACUGAAAGUUGUUCUGUCAACGCCAUUUUUAUCGGCUGAUUUUAUUGGUCUACACAGUACAGGAAGAGAAAAUCGGCCGACGACAGGCCGGUGGUUAACUAUUUCAGAAAUCUGAAAUUUUUCUAAAAAAGAAACUUCACAAAGCGAAAUAAACAAUCUUUUUUUUAAAAUCACCAUUUUCUUACCCAGGGCAUUGGUGACAACCACAGUUAUACAUGUAUAAUGCCUGAACAUAAAAUUUGUCUCAAAUUAGACAGUAAGCCAUUCUGAAAAUAUAUCAAUUCUGUGGUCAUUAAUUAAAAAAAAAAAUCAAAAAGUAUUAAACUAGUUAUCUCAUCUCUGAACAAUAUUCAUCUUUUCUGGUCCUGAUGUUCAAUUUUAUUUUAAUGAUAACUGCUAAUAAUUUUUUUUUUUUUUUUUUUUGUGUGCAAAUGUCACCCCCCCCCUCUCAACUGAACAUUGACUCUAUUUGACAGGUUGCUGGAAAGAAAGGAGAAAGCCAUUAAACACAGACAACAGUUAUUUAUUGUUUUACCCCAGCCAUCCGCGUCAUCGUCUCUCAAUCCAUACACAGAGGAAACAAAGCCCCAAGCUCACGUCACGCCUGCCGCUAUUUAACUCACUCUCUAACCUUUCCGGGGGUUUUAAAUUCUGACAUUCUGUCUUCUUGUUUAGUCUAAUGAAUAAUGUGUGGCACUCUGGCGCACAUGAACUUUUUAAUCCACCGGAGAACAGUAGAGUAUUAUUAGGACCUCACGUCAAUUUUCUGUUUUUGUCAUUGUUAUUCCAAGGUGCAGGGGGAUGGUGCGGUGCAACCAAGUUAUUUAGAUAUUGCAUACUUUGGAUUUCUUUAAUUUAAUAAUUUCUCAUAUUGAUUAAACCAAACUACAGAUCUGAAGCUUAAUUUACACCUUAACCAGUGCACCUAGGAGGAACAUAUAGAUAGAUUAUAUCUUUGAACAUAAAUACAAGUAUAUGCAGGAUAGGUAGGUAAAUGCUAGAAGCUCAGAUACUUUACAGGAAGACAUCACACGCCAUCAUCAUAACUAACACUUUGUUUUGAGAAACUGGUUGGCUGUUUUUAAUUGUUUUGAAAUUGUGCUACAACUUUUAGCAAUUCUGGUGAACAACACAACAGAAUGUACUACGUAAUGGUCAGGUCGCUCCCUGUGGACACGUUAUAUUGUACAUUCUUAAAGUACUAAAUAUUGCAUCUAAGAAAUUAGAAUAAAAUUUUAAGAAGUAAAUGAAAAGUUUCAGAAGUUAAUGUCAUUUUGUAUUGUUGUACUUGCAUUAUUAAAUAAAUGCGCAGUUCAAGUCACAUUUUCAUCUAAUAUUUUUUUACGCGCACUUUUUGUUUUAAAACAUAGUGCAUU
Lymnaea stagnalis (great pond snail) is the source of this 25537-nucleotide messenger RNA. The record is from the annotation of a GenBank genome assembly. Lineage: Eukaryota; Metazoa; Mollusca; Gastropoda; Lymnaeidae.